AUGCAGCUCAAGGCGUUGAUCUCACUGUGCCUUAUUGGCCAGGCCGUAGCCCAGGCUACCACCGAGUCCCAGCCUUCGGCAUCUCAGACUUUGCCGCCUUCACCUACUGGUUCCAUCUGCCACCCUCACGGUGAUCACUGGCACUGCGAGCCCACAUCGACGGCCGUGGUUGUCAGCACGCAGUCAGCAACAGGGACGUGCACACCUCACGGAGACCACUGGCACUGUCCAUCUGGAGUCCCCAAGCCGACGACAUCUCCUGCUCAGACCCAAAGCAGUGCCUCGGCCAGUUCGACCGGUGGGCACGACCAUGAUGACCAUGACCACGGCGACGGCGACGGCAAGGAGUGUACGCCUCACGGCGACCACUGGCACUGCCCGUCGGGCGUUUCUUCACCCACGUACCCUCCUACUGCCGUCUCGACCAAGGCCACGACCAAGGCUCCCUCGGGCACAGCUUCCGGCAGCGCUGCCAGCGCCACCUCCACAACUGCCACUGCCGGUGCCGGUCGUACCAACGCCGUGUUGGGGGCUGCGUCCCUCGUCGGCGCCGUCUUGGUCGCGGCCGUGAUGGCGUAA
This is a messenger RNA of Metarhizium acridum CQMa 102, 579 nucleotides long. RefSeq lists its product as uncharacterized. The record is from RefSeq and is a predicted model, not a curated record. NCBI's taxonomy places the organism in Eukaryota, Fungi, Ascomycota, Sordariomycetes, Hypocreales, Clavicipitaceae.